CACACGAUAACCCCCUCAUGCUUUAAAAAACACACGAGAACCCCCUCGUGGUUUUCCAAAACGAGUAAGUUGGACGGAAAAAAUAAACAUUAACGGCAUCAUUCAAUUGGACCAUUUUACCCCUAUUUAUAUAAGAUUCACAGCACCAAAUUUCUUACCUUUCUCUCAUUUCCUCCACUCACUGAUUCUCUCUCCUCCAAUAUCUCCCUCUUCCUUCUUUUUGUCUUGAUUCUCUCUCCUUCAAUAUCUCCAUCUUCCUUCUCACCCAUUGAAAACCACCAACCACAAUUGACAGAUCUAGCUAGUUAUUGCGCCACCGUCCAAGUACAUCCACCCCAUUACCAUGAUCCAAGAGGUCAACCAUGGGCAUAUUUUUUCUCUUCUGAGCUGGCGCGAUCAAUUAGUUUUCGAGAAUGUUUGGAUCCCCUACUAUGGUUUCGAGAGGGUGAGAUAUGAAUUUCACAUUCAAGACGGCAACAAUAAUUUGCUGGAUUCAGAAUUUUCGUUCAAGUUUCCCUUGUGGAUAAGGGGUUUUAUUUGGCAUUCUACGACAUCGGUGGUCUCAUGAUUUUUGAAAUUUUUGUAGUUAUUUUCUUUUUUUUUUUUGUUUUUCAUUUUAAAAUAUUUGUUGAAAAACUCGAAGUUAGGUGAAGUUAGAUUAAACUUCCUUGAUUAAUUCCUUCACUUUUUCCCCUCUAGUUUUAGACUUGUAAGCUUUUCCCUUUUUUUUUUUCCGUUGUAAUUUUUCAAGAUAUUUCUUAAUGAUAAUGGUUUGUAAUGCUGGUUUGGGGCGUGUGGAGAAGUGGGGGGAUAUAAUUCUGUUAUUUUAUAGAUUCUGUUUAUAAUAAUAUAGAAUCAUAUAUUAGGGCUAAAAAAUAAUCACCCCUAAUAAUAACAAAUAUUAAUAUUAUUAGGGUAAAAAAAUAAUAUAUAUUACACUAAAUGAAAAUACAUAAUGUAUAGGAAUAAAAAACUUUAAGAAAAAAAAGGAAGAAUUAAAGUAAUGGAAAAAUGGUUAAAAGUCAAAACUUAAAUGGACGAUUGGCUGAGAAAAAAAAACAAUUCAACGGGGUACUUUUGGUCUGAAAAAAUUUUUUAGCAAAAAAGAGAAACCCCACUUCCCAAUAUAUGCGCGUGAAUCACACUCUCCGUUAAUAUCACACUUUACCAUCCAACUUACACGUUUUGGAAAACCACCAGGGGGUUCUCAUGUGGUUUUUAAAACAUGAGGGGUUAUUGUGUAGUUUCCAAAGUUUCUAAAACCACGAGGGGAUUCUUGUGCAUUACCCCUAAUAAAAAAAUAGUAGUAUGCACGGUAUUAGGAAAAAUAGUGAAAAAGAAGAAAACCAAUAAAGCAGGAAUCAAACAAAACGAACCACAUUAUUUCUAACGUGGGGACAUUUUCUUUUAUUUUUUCCCUCAAAUUUUCCCUUUAAACAAUGACUAAACUCUACUAUAAAGUAAAAUGGAGCCAUCAAAUCAAAUGAUACCUCCAUUGAUGGACAACAAAAACAGCGACUGCAGUUCUUUUUGUUUCUAUUUAACAACUCUGCUCCCCCUUCUCCAUCACUUCUUGGCUGGAAUUUUCACUUGGGAUUCUGAACCACUGACCGGAAUUGAGAACUCUUUCUGGGAGAAGAAAUGAAGACCGUUUGUGUUACCGGAGGUUCAGGCUUCAUAGCAUCAUGGCUUGUGAAGUUAUUGCUCCAGCGUGGUUGUACUGUCAAAGCCUCUGUUCGUGACCCCAAUGACCCGAAGAAGGUAGAACACUUGCUAGCACUUGAUGGAGCUAAGGACAGACUCCACCUGUUCAAAGCAAAUCUACUUGAAGAAGGUUCCUUUGACGAAGCAAUUGAUGGUUGUGAUGGUGUCUUCCAUACAGCAUCCCCUUUCCACAAUCCUACUUCUGAUCCUGAGGCGGAAUUGAUUGACCCUGCUUUGAAAGGGACACUUAAUGUUCUUAGAUCAUGUGCAAAAGCACCCUCAGUGAAAAGAGUGGUUCUUACAUCGUCAGUAGCUGCAGUAAUCUGCAAUGACCGCCCUCGAACCCCUGAUGUGAUAGUUGAUGAAACCUGGUGGAGUCUUCCAGAUUUCUGCAGAGAAAACAAGAUGUGGUAUGUUCUUUCGAAGACAUUAGCGGAGGAGGCUGCAUGGAAGUUUGUACAAGAGAAAGGCAUAGACAUGGUUGUAAUAAAUCCUGCUAUGGUGAUUGGUCCUCUUUUACAGCCAACACUUAAUACUAGUGCCGCUGCAAUAUUGAACUUAGUGAAUGGUGCAGAAACAUUUCCUAAUUUAACCUUUGGCUGGGUCGAUGUUAGAGAUGUUGCUACUGCUCAUAUUCUAGCUUUUGAAAAUCCAGAGGCUAAUGGAAGAUAUUGCUUGGUUGAGAGCGUGGCACACCAGUCAAAAAUUGUGAAGAUAUUGGGUGACCUUUAUCCUUCCAUCAAAUUUCCUGAAAAGUGAGUUAUACCAUCUUGCAAAAUAAUUGAACUUGUUCAGUGUGGGUUCCGGUUCACCGUGUUUCAGACCUCGUUGAUGUGAUGCCUUGUUUUUCCGUUAGGGUUAAUUUUUUAGUUAGUCGGCUGAAUUACUGAAUGAGUAAUCUUUAGAACCAUUGAAAUACAUGUUUGUAUGAUCAUCCUGGAUCAAAGACAAGUGAAGACUCGUGAAUUUCUUUGUGGCCUUGGUGAUUGCAUGUUUUUCGAUUCCCAUAGCAUUAUUUCUGUUCUUAGCUAAAUUUCCUAGGGAUUUAUAGGGUAUCUCAAAACGGAAAAACAUUUGGAACUAAGCUAUAGAGAUCGAAGGUAUUCUUCAACUCAAAAGCUAGCUUUGUGAAUGCAACUGAUAAUUAAAGUCAUACAUUUAUGCCGGGAGAUAAUCAACUAACAUAUUCAGAUAUUUGAUGGUUAAGAUAAUUUUGUGUUUGGAAACAGUUUUUACGCAGUUUCAAAUACUGUCAAUUGUUCAUUUGUCGUAAAGUUGCUGGAAAUAUUGAGAAGACAUAAGCUUUUGGUAGGCCAAUAGGCUAGUGGUGAAGUUCUUCAAGUGGCACGCUGCUCAAAAUGGGAACUAGACUGAUAUUUUAGGGAUGAAAUCAUUGAAACAACAAUUAAAUAUUCUGAGCCAGGGCUGCCAGUGAGUGAAAAGCAUUUAUGAAAAAGAAAGAAAAAAGUUCAAAGCAUUAGUUUAGAAAUCUCACUAAUCAAGAUUUUGUGAUGCUAUGUCCCUAAACAAAGUAAUCUGUAUUUUUUUUAGAAAAAAAUAAAAUCUAGAAUGUAAAUGAAAAUGUUGUUUCUGGACAUCACUUCCUUCUCCCUUUACGAUAAAAUGUUUUCCAGCGAACCAGAUCCAUUUUGAUUAAGUUUACGUUGGUGAGGAAUAUUAUUUUUAAUUUUCUAGCAAUGACAAUUUAGAAGAGUUUCUAUAAGAUUGUAAGUUGAUACUCAGUAUAAAAUCUUAGGAUAAGAAAUAUUUCUGCAAAAUAGCAAACUUCAUAUUCAAUUCCUGAAUAGAAUUAAAUUUUAUAUUUAUUAUGGGAAGUGCCUUGAAGGAACUUUGGUAUAUGGGAUGAUCAUUUGAAUCUUGUGCAAAUUUAAGCAUUUUCGCAUGCCGGAGCCAGCCAAGAUGACAUGGAAUGGAAUAGUUUAUGUAAUCUGCAAUGGAUAAAUUAUUGAAAGAAAAUAGCAUUAUUUAAUAUGUUAUUCAUGAUUUCAUUUUGGCAUCAUCUCUGAUUUUAGAGGGAUUUUAAGGUAGAUAAAAAAUUUGUUUGGUUAAAAAGUUGAUGGUAAAGUUAGUCAUCCGAUUGUAUAUUAACCUAUAUAACCCUAGUUUGCCUCACACAUUUUCCCUGUUAACACUUUGAGGUAAAUCUUGAAAUCCGAUCCUAUUGUUUACUGUUCAUUUGUCAAAUAUUCUGUUGCAAGUAUUUCUCCUGGAAGUUGUUGUUGUGAGGCGGAAUUGUGCCCAAGAACAAUAUCGUGAAAACUAGCAUUAUGUUAUGUCAACAGUGAGAAGCUUAGAAUUCAUGGGGUAGGAUGAAAAGAAAGAAACAAUGAGGGAGAGAGCUUGUAAGUGCUCUUGAAGAUUGGACUCUGGGUAGGGUUCUUUCGGCGAAUAGCAGAUAUUAGAAAGGGACUUAGGAUUCUUUGUCCUCUGAACACUUUGAGGUCAAAUCUUGAAAUCCAAUGCUAUUGUUACUGUUCAUUUGUCAAUGAUUCGGUUGCAAGUAUUUCUCCUGGAAGUUGUUGGUGCGAGGCAGAAAUGUGCCCAAGAUCAAUUUCGUGAAAUGUAGCAUUAUUUAAUGUCAAUAGUGAGAAGCUAAGAAUUCAUGGAGCAGAAUGAAAAUAUCGAAACAAUGGGGGAGAGAGCUUGGAAAUGCUCUUGAAGAUUGCAUUUUGGUUAGGGUUCUGCAUUUAAACUUACUGAUUUUUGGAUGUGUGAAUUCAGAGUUUGUGCCUUCACUCCUUGUUGAUUUUAGUUGUUUUUCAUUCAUUGAAGACUCCAAUCCAAGGGGAACAAAACUGUCAUGUCUUUGCUUGAAAAAAGAAAAGAAAAGAAAAGUGAAUUUCUCAAGUUUCUACUGAUUAGGUGCCACUUUUCUUUUCUAGGUGUGCCAAUGACAAUCCAUUGGCGCCGGAAUACCAGGUUUCCAAGGAAAGGGCGAAAAGCUUAGGCCUUGAGUUCACUCCCCUAAAACAAAGCCUCAAGGAUACAGUCGAAAGCCUCAAGGAAAAGAACUUUUUGACUUCUUCCUCGGCAUUGCCAUGAUGCUGGAAAGAAAAUCCCUUUGUCAAAUAUGUUGCACAAACUUCUUUAUGUACUGAACCUUUCUCAAUUUAGGUUGGAAUAAAUGUGGGUUAUGUUACCACCAAACUACUAUGUUGUCUUUGAAGUCUGUUCCUUUGAGUCUUUGACUGAUCGAUGUAUGAUAUUCUGAAUCCAAAAGGUCUCUUAACUUCCUUAUUUCUUCUUCCGUGAUGUAUUUGUAUUCUUUUUGAAUGACAAGCCAUAAGUAAGUUGAUGUAUUUGUAUUUCCAUUUGUUGCAUAUUUUUAACAAUAUUAGAAC
Oldenlandia corymbosa var. corymbosa is the source of this 5066-nucleotide messenger RNA. Lineage: Eukaryota; Viridiplantae; Streptophyta; Magnoliopsida; Gentianales; Rubiaceae. The record is from the annotation of a GenBank genome assembly.